Molecule: messenger RNA, 890 nt
Organism: Theobroma cacao (cacao)
Lineage: Eukaryota; Viridiplantae; Streptophyta; Magnoliopsida; Malvales; Malvaceae
Product: ER membrane protein, putative (DUF962)
Biological process (GO): sphingoid catabolic process
Cellular component (GO): endoplasmic reticulum
Source: RefSeq, a predicted model, not a curated record
UGAAGGAUUAGAUAAAGGACCAAACAAGAAACCAAAAGUAGGCAAGACAAGCUUCUUUCUUUUGUCUCAUUCAAUCUCUUAUCGUUCACACUUUUCUUGAGAAAAACAAACGAAGAGCAAAAAAGUUUUCCUGAUGGGAAAGCCAGGAUUGUUCGAUCUUGAGAAUCAUUUUGCAUUCUAUGGGGCAUAUCACAGUAACCCAAUUAACAUUUUGAUACACACUUUAUUUGUGUGGCCGAUAUUUUUCACUUCUCUUGUUCUUUUCUACUUUACUCCUACUAUUUAUGAUCUUUCUCAAUCUGGGAUUUUGCCAUCUGGGCUUAAUCCUGUUUUGAUUUUAAAUUAUGGGUUUGUUUUUGCUCUUAUCUAUGGAUUGUUUUAUGUAAUUUUGGAUAAGAAAGCUGGGUCCUUAGCUGCUCUGCUUUGUUUAGCUUGCUGGGUUGGGGCUAGUUUUCUUGCUGCAAAGCUUGGAUAUUCUCUGGCUUGGAAGGUUGUGCUGGCUGCUCAGUUGUUCUGUUGGACUGGACAGUUUCUAGGCCAUGGAGUGUUUGAGAAACGGGCACCAGCUCUGUUGGACAAUCUUGUUCAAGCUUUUCUGAUGGCUCCGUUCUUUGUUUUGCUGGAGGUUCUUCAAUCAUUCUUCGGAUAUGAACCAUCUCCAGGGUUUCAUGGACGUGUGAAAGCUAAGAUAGAAGCUGAAAUCAAGGAGUGGCAGGACAAGAAACAGAAAAAAGUUUCUUAGCUUUGAUUUGUCACCUGCUAAUGAAAGGGCUAGGUUAAACUACCGUAAACGCAUGAAGGAAAGGCUUGAUAGCCAUGUAUUCUCAAAUUAAUGUAUACACUUUGAUGCUUUUAAUAAAGAGCUUUCAAGGCUUCUUUGCGCUAGUCCA